Blepharisma stoltei is the source of this 1249-nucleotide messenger RNA. The record is from the annotation of a GenBank genome assembly. Lineage: Eukaryota; Ciliophora; Heterotrichea; Heterotrichida; Blepharismidae.
AUGCAGUCCAAGCUUAUAGGGACCUGGCUACUCUCAACUUCAGUCGGAGUGUUUGGCCUAAUCACACUUGGAGGCUACACUCGCUUAAAAAGAGCAGGCCUCUCUAUGGUCGACUGGAAGCCUUUAAAUGUAAGAUAUCCUCAAACUCAAGAAGAAUGGGCUAUGGAGUUCAAGCGCUAUCAAGAAUUUCCAGAAUAUAAAUCCUCUAAUUGCGAUAUAUAAGAUAUUGGCUAUUUUUUUUAAAUUUAUUUUAAAAUAAUAUUUAAAUAAUUUUUAUAUUACAGACGCUAAAAAAACACUUAAAAUAUUAUAGAAGAAUUUAAAGAAAUUUAUUUUAUUGAAUAUGCUCAUAGAGUUCUGGCAAGAUCGAUGGGAUUAUAUUUAGCUGUACCAAUGGGAAUUUUCUGGUGGGGUGGACGCUUUACACCUGCAUUUAAGCCCAAAAUGCUUGCACUGUUAGGAUUUUUUGGAUUCCAAGGAGUAUUAGGAUGGUGAAUGGUAAAAAGCGGCCUUGAGGAUAAAGAUUAUGAGCACCGCGUAAAGGUUGAGCCUGUAAGACUUAUAAAGAUUUACAGUGGUUUGCCUAUAUAACUCCAAGUCAUUUUUCUACUGGAAAAUUCAAAGAAAACCGUAUACUACUCAUUUAGGAUUUGGGGCAGGUCUUUUUGCAUAUAUUUCAUAUUUAGGGUUUUCAUGUUUUAGAAAGUCCCCUGAAGAAGUAUUUAACACAGCAGAAAAACUUAAAUCUGCAUUAAAAAUCAGAACAUGGCUAAUAGGCUCCCUUUGGAUGACAGGUAUUACAAUAAUAGCAGGAGCCUUAGUAGCUGGCAGUGAUGCUGGCAGAGUUUUAAAUAAUUAUCCUUGGUAUGGCGACGACUGGGUAUACCCAAAAGAUUUGUUAGAAAAACAGCCAUGGUAUACAAAUUUUUAUGAAAAUAGGUCUAUGAUACAGUUCGUGCAUAGAAAUCUUGCAUAUUUGACCUAUGCAAAGAUAUUUUUAACAUGGAGAACUGCUAGACUUUUACCUUUGUUGCCUCCGUCGGUGAGAUUCGGAAUUAAUGGGGUUUUCUUGCUGUCAAAUCUCCAAGCACUUUUAGGAAUUACCACAUUAAUGAGAGGAUGUCCGCUACCAGAAUCUUUAUCCCACCAAGGAAAUGCACUACUUUUGAUGGCAAUGAUUCUUUUUAGCUUAAGCGGAGUAAGGAAGCCACCUCAAGAAUUAAUAACUAAAUUAUUAAAACCAGCUUAA